GAUUCCUCCGAGUGUGUGUUUACAUUCUACAGCUGAUAUCAGCGAACAACUAGUCUUAGUAGAAGUACAUGUACUGAAAAUGUCUAACCUUGUUGACGUCCACACACAAAUAGCCUCUAUUAUGGAGGUAUUGGCUAACGCAGCAGUGUCCGAAAUUUGCAAAGUAGUAGACGAUGGAUACGCCGUUUUGCGCCUCGAAAUUUCAAAGAGCCAAAACGAGAUCGACACCCUGAAGAAAAAACUGCACAUGACAAGACUCCGCUGUCGGCGCGUGUGUUCGGAGAGACAUGGACCACCAUCACAGGGUUUUGGAAAGCUUUCAUCGCCAAGCUUCCAGAUGCGGAACAGAAUAUUCAACCCCAUUCGAAGCUUACAGAAUAACUGCAAUUCAAAACCAAACGUGGGGCAUGAUUCUAUGUCGAGAAAUCCAAACAGUGAGAAACCAUCCUUGCACAAUAACAUGAGCAGACCUACCCAUGCACAGCAGCAGCCACCAGGCGUAAACAAGCAGGCCAUUGUCAAAGCCGAAGACAAUAACACUGCAGAGUUCCCUGCAUCCAGUCUUUCAAGAGAAAAUUCUGUUGUAGAUGAAGACCGAGACGAAAGUGUGAAAUUGCCUAAGGGAGUCAAUGCAGAGCAGGUCACCUCCCCUCUUAAAUCGGAUGCAGUCAGGAGGACCGGUCACUCUCAGGCUCAACCUCAACCUCAACCUCAACCUCACACCUGGCAGCAGAAUACGGUUGAGGAGACGAGGGAAUCCCAAGAUGGAUCAAGGUUCAGGACCUGGCAAGAAGCUGGUCAGUCCAUACAAGAGCCUUCACCCUGGAACCAGGAACAGCAAAAGUCCGGGUGUGAAACAUCUAAAGCAAGUCUGGAGGACCAUGGACAUUUUUCCACAAACAUGGGCACUUCUGGUAAUGGCAGUUGCAUGCUCUCCACUGGUUCCAUAGACUGGGAGCCAGAUUUGGUACUUGUUGAUUCAGUGCCUAUAAAAGUGGAGACAGACAUGAGUUCUGAUUGGAACAUAACAGACCAUGGGAGUGUUAUUGACAACAGCCCAAGUGCCUCCAAUGUAACACGCCCUUCCUUAAAUCACAGGAGUGAAAUGCUCCCAGUACCUCAACACUUGGCUCAAGUGCACUUGGGAAACCAAGCAGCAGGAUCUCAGCAUCAUGACAGGUCUCAAUCAGGGACCGGUAGCAGCACCUCACCUUUCCGUUGCCUGUCAUGCGGUAAAGUUUUUCACCAAAUGGCACACCUCAAGCGCCACGAGCGUGUGCACACGGGCGAGAAACCUUUUGGCUGUGUCCGCUGUGGAAAGCGCUUUUCCCACCGUCACCAGCUCACAAACCACGUGCGUGUGCACACCGGUGAAAAGCCCUUCAGGUGCAUCCACUGUGGCCGUCACUUCACGCAGUCCAGCCACAUGAAGAGGCACCUGAGUAUUCACACAGGCCAGCCACGGACCCACAGCUGUGCCUCCUGCGGCAGAUGGUAUACAACACAGGGCAGCCUCAUCAGGCACCAGAGGAAAGGGUGCAAUGUCCUGAGUUAGCGCUGUAUUAGCUAUUAGCUGUUUGAAUUCUUGGAAUAUCUCUAACCAAACCACCAUUACACACUCAAGGCUAAUUUGUUACAUCACAUUUUGUCUGUCACAAAAAAAAAUUGAGCCAUGCAGAAACUGGAAACAUUUCUGGCAAAGGCUGCUGUUGGUGGUAUUGUUUGAGCAGUGCAGUGGUGUUUGUUUCAUACAGAGUCAAGUCUGUGCAGUGACUGAUGUUGUGUUCUCUACACGGCUCAUAUUGAACCCUCAGCAAACAGCUAUUGUUUAGAAAUGUAACUGAUUUGAUUACGUAUGGUAUUUAAAUUGAAGGGCAAUGGUUUCAGAAGACUGAGCUUGGCAUCUCAUUUGUUUCACACCCCAAAAAAUAGGACUGCGACUGGAAUGGUUUUUGCCUAUGAGAUUUUAGAAACAUGCAAAAUCUUUCCUAAUAUGACAUACUGUAUUAGGAAUCAUUUUUUACUUUGUGUUUUUGAAGGUGGGACGGUUACUGAUUUACAGAUUUAAUAUAGAAUUCAGUAUUUUUUUUAAAAAUGUUUUGCUGUAUGAAAUGGUAGGCCAUGUUACAGAUUCACGAGCUAAAAUAAAUGUGAUUUUAAUAGUUUCAUUUG
Molecule: messenger RNA, 2172 nt
Organism: Engraulis encrasicolus (European anchovy)
Lineage: Eukaryota; Metazoa; Chordata; Actinopteri; Clupeiformes; Engraulidae
Product: zinc finger protein 37-like
Exons: 4
Coding region: 80-1555 (491 amino acids)
Biological process (GO): regulation of transcription by RNA polymerase II
Cellular component (GO): nucleus
Molecular function (GO): DNA-binding transcription factor activity, RNA polymerase II-specific
Source: RefSeq, a predicted model, not a curated record